AUGCUGCAUCGUUCCACCCGCAGUGCGUUGAGUGUCACGCGCCGCGGGUUCGCUACAAAGCCGGCCACCAACCUGCAAGACCGCCUAGUGGCUCUCUGUCGCCAUCGCGGCUUCGUCUUCCCCGGAUCGGAGCUCUACGGCGGUCUGGCCAACAGCUUCGACUAUGGGCCCCUUGGCGUCCUCAUGAAGAAGAACGUGAUCGACCGCUGGUGGUUCGAGUUCGUGCAGAAACGUCCCGACUGCGUGGGCCUCGACAGCGCCGUGCUGCUCAAUUCGGCGGUCUGGACGGCUUCCGGCCACGUUGAUAACUUCACAGACCCCAUGACUGUCUGCUCAAGCUGCAAUUCUCGAGUCCGCGUGGACCAACUGCUCGAAUCCAAGCUAAAGACUCAAGAAGAGGUCGACGCCGUCGCCACAUUGUCCCUCACUCAGAUGGACGAUCUGCUCAAAGAGCACGACGUCGCGUGCCCCAAUUGCGGCGAAACCCACAGCUUCCAUCCAGCUAAAACAUUCAAUCUGCUCUUCCGCACCAAUAUGGGAGCGACCGACGAGACGUGCGACUGGAUCUAUCUCCGCCCCGAGACGGCACAGGGCGCCUACAUCAACUUUGCCAACGUGCAGAGCACCAUGAGGAAGAAACUUCCCUUCGGUAUUGGCCAGGUAGGCAAGAGCUUCCGUAACGAGAUCUCACCUGGCCACUUCUUGUUCCGUACACGCGAGUUCGAGCAGCUUGAGCUGCAGUACUUCACGCACCCGAACGAGUCGGACGACUGGUAUCUCUACUGGGUGGACCAAUGUUACGAGUUCUUGACCAAGUACGGCAUCAAACCAGAGAACCUGCGAAAGCACGAACAUGCACCUGAGGAACUGGCACACUAUGCACGGGCUACAACGGACAUUCAGUUCAAGUAUCCCUUCGGUUGGAGUGAGCUGUGGGGCAUUGCCAACCGCACGAGCUACGACCUGAAGAAGCACAUGGAUGCAAGUGGAAAGAGCCUCAAAUACCAGGAUCUUGUGGCCAAGGAAGAGUUCCUACCGCAUGUCAUUGAACCUGCUCUUGGUGCUGGACGUGUCAUGCUCUCUAUGCUGCUGGAUGCUUACGAUGAAGAAGAAGUUAACGGCCGCCAACGCACCGUGCUGCGUCUGCACCCGGACAUCGCGCCGUACCGUUUUGCGGUGCUGCCGCUGUCCAAGAAGGAGCCACUGUUGGAUGUGGCGCAGAAGCUGUUCGAGGACUUGUGUGCAAGUGCUAGUGUCGACUACGAUGUGACUGGCAGCAUUGGUCGCCGUUACCGUCGCCAGGACGAGAUCGGUACACCCAUGUGCUUGACUGUGGACUUCGAUACUCUGGAGGACAAGUGCGUGACAGUUCGAGACCGCGACAGCAUGGAGCAGAAGCGCGUGCCUAUUGAGCAGAUCCUACAAGGCACGUCAGUUAAGCGCUCGAGCUUCUCUUCCUUCUAA
Messenger RNA from Phytophthora nicotianae INRA-310, 1464 nucleotides. RefSeq names its product glycine-tRNA ligase. Gene Ontology annotation, cellular component: mitochondrion; cytoplasm. Gene Ontology annotation, molecular function: glycine-tRNA ligase activity; ATP binding. The record is from RefSeq and is a predicted model, not a curated record. NCBI's taxonomy places the organism in Eukaryota, Oomycota, Peronosporomycetes, Peronosporales, Peronosporaceae. The transcript is spliced from 2 exons. Bases 1 to 1464 code for a protein of 487 amino acids. Gene Ontology annotation, biological process: glycyl-tRNA aminoacylation; mitochondrial DNA replication.